AUGCCUUGCUAUAUAAUGAAAAGAAAACUACGACAUAUUCAAUCUAUUGGAAUCUAUAAUGUAUGCACACCAUUAAAUAAAGAUACUACAACUAAUUUCAUUAAAACCCAUGCAUGCUUUUUCACAAUUGAAACUACUAAAGGUGAUAUAAUAUAUGUAAGUGAAACCCAGCAGACAACGCUAUGUAAUGUUCAAUUUAAUGCAAUCAAUUUUGAUGGAUGUCCAUUAGAUCGUUUCAUAUUGAAAAUAUUUACAGAGUAUCCCUUAGCGGAACCGUUAAGAUUAAAUUUAAAUAAAAAGAAUGACAAAUGGAAUCAAGUCGCUUUAUAUUCUAUCAAUCUUAAUAAUCUAAAUGUUAUUAAUAUUAACAAACUUUCUUCUGUUAAGGGUAUUAUUAUACCUAUACUUAAGAUGUCUGACGGAUAUUUUUUACCGAAUCAAUUUAAAUUAGGCAUACAAGAUCAUAAUAAUCAAUUUGCAAAUUAUAAUUCAUCAACGAUAAAAAAAUCUUUCAACUACAAUAGCUUAAUUAAAUUAAAUAAAUUAGUUGAAUAUCAAAAACAACUUAAUCAAGAUAAGCUUAAUUUAUCGAAAAGUAUAGAAAAUUGCUUAAGUGAUUAUAAAUUUAAAGAGUUCAAUAAAGAAAGAUUAAAAAUUAUUAAAACUUUAAUUGAAAAAAUCGAACUUAGAUUAUCUGAAAAGAGAGCAAAGAUAAAAAGUUUAAAUCUAGAAUUAUCCAAAUGCAAAUCCCAAAUUUCCUUACCAUUUAAAAAACAAAGUUCCAAUGUUACAAUCGAACAAGAUGAAUAUGGUAACACUUACUCCAAUUUAAUACAAUUAAAAGAUAAAAUAGGCAAGAUUAAGUCCAAAAAGAUUCAACACUUGGUAACAGUUUUCAAUAAUAUCCCGUUUAUAAAUAACACAGAUAUCAAUUUUUUCCAAAUGGUUACUAAUAAAUCACCAAAUAAUAUGUAUGAAUAUACCUUAAAACUAUUUAAUAUAGAUUUUGAUCAUAUUUUAACAUUAUCUCAAGAAUCUCGAGAAAAGAGAAUCAAAGCAAAUACACAAUUAGGUAGUUAUGUAUUAUUACUAUUACUAAUCAGUAAUAAAAUCCUGAAUAUUCAAAUACCAUUUAAUAUGUCCUAUUAUGGGAGCACCUCUAUGAUUAAUUUUCACUAUCCGUUAUUUAUAACCCAUGUUCAAUCUACUAAACACUUAAAUGAAUUCAAACUAGGCAUUAAUUUAUUAAACAUAAAUAUUAACCAAAUUAACCAAUUCCUUCAGAACUAG
Molecule: messenger RNA, 1290 nt
Organism: Arxiozyma heterogenica
Lineage: Eukaryota; Fungi; Ascomycota; Saccharomycetes; Saccharomycetales; Saccharomycetaceae
Gene: VPS38
Product: Vps38p
Exons: 1
Coding region: 1-1290 (429 amino acids)
Biological process (GO): SNARE complex assembly
Cellular component (GO): endosome; lytic vacuole; phosphatidylinositol 3-kinase complex, class III, type II
Molecular function (GO): SNARE binding
Source: RefSeq, a predicted model, not a curated record